This is a messenger RNA of Emiliania huxleyi CCMP1516, 1422 nucleotides long. RefSeq lists its product as hypothetical. Gene Ontology annotation, biological process: DNA replication initiation; double-strand break repair via break-induced replication. NCBI's taxonomy places the organism in Eukaryota, Haptophyta, Isochrysidales, Noelaerhabdaceae. The record is from RefSeq and is a predicted model, not a curated record. The coding region runs from base 1 to 1422 and encodes 473 amino acids. Gene Ontology annotation, molecular function: ATP binding; 3'-5' DNA helicase activity; single-stranded DNA binding. The transcript is spliced from 10 exons. Gene Ontology annotation, cellular component: nucleus; MCM complex.
AUGGCUGACUUUGACCUCGGCGGCAUCUUCUUUACGGACCAGAGCGCAAACAACGGGGCCGGAGAGCGGCUCGCGGGCGAGGGCGACAGCGACUACCUGCCAGCCAAGGCGCAGCUCAAGUACCGCGAGUUCCUCCGCGACUUUCGCCGCGAGGAGGAGUACAUCUACCGCUCGCUGCUCCGCUCGGCAAUCGGGCUCAAGCAGGCACCCUCCCUCUCUCCUCCGCCGCCGCCUUCGUAUUUGCUGCGGCGGCUACGGCCGCCUCCCUCCCGCACCGACCCCGCUGCGAUCGAGGCUGCCAUCCUCACGUCUCUCACCGACCACGAGGCGGUCGAGACGGAGCGGCUGCAGAUCCAGGUCACCCUCACCUCCUCCAAGCAGCCGAUCACGAUCCGCGAGAUGCUCGCGUCGACAGUCGCGCAGGUCGUCACUAUUCCGGGCAUCGUCAUCGCCUCGUCCAAGGUCAAGGCAAAGGGCACCGAGAUCUUCGCGCAGUGCGCGAGCUGCCAAAACGUCAAGAAGCUGCCCGUGCGCGCGGGCUUCGCCGGCGCCGCGAUGCCGCGUGUCUGCGACCGGCCGCGGCAGCCAAACGAGCAGCCGUGCCCGCUCGACCCGUACGUCAUCCUGCCGGAGAAGUGCAAGUACGUCGACCAGCAGACGUGGAAGCUGCAAGAGUCGCCUGAGAUGGUCGACCGCCGCCUGGUCGACCGCGCCAACCCGGGCGACCGCGUCACCGUCACCGGCAUCAUGUCGAUCCUCUCCCAGCAGGGCGGCCGCUCCGAGGACAAGAAGGACAAGCACGAUGCCGAGUUCGACGGCAAGCUCGCCAAGCACAUCAUCAACCUGCACGUGCAGGGCGGCGCCGCCGUAGAGCGCGAGGUCAGCGAGGACGAGCUCGACGUGCGCACGCUCAAGCGGUACAUCGCCUUCGCGCGCAAGACGUGCUCGCCGCGCCUCUCCACCGAGGCGGCCGAGCGGCUCAACAACUACUACGUCGAGGUGCGCAAGGGCCUUGCGAGCGCCGACGCGGAGAGCGAGAAGCAGGGCAAGGCGCCGCGCGCGGUGCCGAUCACGGUGCGCCAGCUGGAGGCGCUCGUGCGGAUCUCGGAGUCGCACGCGAAGAUGCGGCUAGACCCGGUCAAGCAGGCAAUCGAGCUCUUCACAGCCUCGACCCUCCAGGCCGCCAAGCUGGGCGAGAUCACGCUCGAGGGCGGCGGCGUGUCGGAGGGGCUUGCGGAGCUGCGGCAGCGCAUCGAGGGGAUGGUCGCCAUCGGCCAGAUGCGCGGCAAGAGCGAGAUCAUCUCGCAGGCGGUCGCGUGGGGCUUCAGCGAGCGUGACGCGGAGAAUGCCAUCCGCUCGCUCGUCGGCGCGGAGCAGUUUGAGGAGUCGCGCCAGGGCCGGCGGCUCAAGCGCGUUGCGUGA